AUUUCAUCCACAGAUCAAUAGAACAGUUAAUGUCGUGCAUUGGUGAAAAACGGUUGGAAAAGCGGGAAAAACUUGCUAAUAGAAUUUUAAUAGUGAAAUUGUUGCAUGAAACACAGCGACGGCAUGCAUUUUUCGAUGUGAAAUAAUCGUUAUUCUUCAAAUUUCAACAGAUCUUGAAAAGCAACUGCAUGUCUGUUGACUGCUAAACCUCGCCGCUAUGUGUAAAUAUAAAAAAUCACCGUGUUUAUUAACUUCAAUAUUAAGUAAAAAAAUAUAAAAAAAAACCAUACAUUUUAAUUAAAAUUCCGCACUCUUGCAAUGACCGGCUUCGAGUUAAUACUUUCGGCGGCGCUGUGUCUCUCAUGUGGAAAUCUAACAGAUAUACGCUUAUCCGAGGGACUAAUAGAGUUGGAUGAAAAUAAUACCGUUGUUACUAUAUCGCCGGAUUUGGCGAUAGUUGAACCAUCCUUGGAUGAUGCACCACUCGAAACGGUUAAAACAAUCAUCGCUAAGAAAAAGAAAAUUGAUAAAUUAAAAGAAUGGAUAAAGGGUAGAAAAUUGGUGAUUGCUACGCUGGAGGAUUAUCCGCUUAGCUAUACGGUUAUGGAGAAUGAUACGAGAGUGGGCAAGGGUGUAGCGUUUGAGUUGAUCGACUUCUUGCAGGAGCAAAUGCAAUUCACCUACGAAGUAGUGGUGCCGGAAGAUAACAUCAUUGGUUCGAGAGAGGAUUAUGAGAAGAGCCUUAUAAAAAUGCUGAAUAACUCGGAAGCCGACUUGGCCGCAGCUUUUAUACCCACGCUCAGCGAGCAACACAGCUUCGUUUUCUACUCGACAACCACUUUGGACGAGGGUGAAUGGAUUAUGGUGAUGCAACGUCCACGUGAAUCGGCCACUGGUUCGGGUCUAAUGGCACCAUUUGAUUUUUGGGUUUGGAUUUUAAUUUUCGUUUCAUUGUUGGCGGUUGGGCCUAUUAUUUAUAUGCUCAUUAUAUUACGUAAUCGUUUGACUGGUGAUAAGGAGCAGAAGCCAUACUCGUUGGGUCACUGUGCAUGGUUUGUGUAUGGUGCAUUAAUGAAACAGGGCAGUACACUGUCGCCGAUUGCCGAUUCAACACGUCUACUCUUUGCCACCUGGUGGAUAUUCAUUACGAUAUUGACUUCAUUCUACACCGCAAAUUUAACAGCUUUUCUCACGCUAUCUAGAUUUACUUUACCCUAUAAUACCGUUAGCGAUAUACUAUAUAAGAAUAUACACUUUGUUUCGGCACGCGGUGGCGGCGUGGAAUAUGCGAUAAGGAAUACCAACGAGAGCCUGUCCAUGCUAACAAAUAUGAUACGCAACAAUCACGCCGUAUUCUCUAGCAGCUCGAACGAUACUUUUAAUUUGCAGAAUUUCGUUGAAAAAGAUGGUUAUGUAUUCGUACGUGACCGCCCGGCAAUUAAUCAUGUGCUCUACGCAGACUAUCGCUAUCGUAAAACCAUUAGCAUGAAUGAUGAGAAGCUGCAUUGUCCUUUCGCUAUGGCUAAGGAGCCGUUUUUGAAGAAGAAUCGUUCAUUCGCCUAUCCGUUGGGCUCGAAUUUGAGUGAGCUUUUCGAUCCCAAACUACUUAACCUCGUGGAAUCCGGCAUCAUUAAAUACUUGUCGACUAAAAAUCUACCAAAUGCUGAAAUAUGUCCACAGAAUUUGGCUGGAACCGAGCGCCAGCUACGCAAUACCGAUCUCAUGAUGACCUACUACAUUAUGUUCGCUGGCUUUGCCACCGCUAUGGUUGUUUUCUUCACUGAACUUAUAUUCCGCUAUCUGAAUCAGCGUCAUGAGAAUAACAAGUGGGCGCGUCACGGCAUCGGACGCACCACAAAUGGACUGUCAGUGCGUGCACCGCGUUGGUUGCGACAAUUGGAAACAGAUAGUGACAAGCAACGUUUGACGGCUUCACCUUCGAGUUCGACCAUUACACCACCGCCACCAUAUCAAAGUAUUUUCAGCAGUAAUCAUCAUCAGCAUCAGGAUGGGACUGGCCAUAUGAGUAAGGAAAACAGCUUGCAUCGUUGGCGACGCGCUGGUCAAAUCGGCGUCGGUGUUGGAUCGAAUUUCGGCUCAUUAGCGGCCGGUGCAGGCAGCGGUGCUGGUGUACUGCUGGGCAAUGGCCAGCUGCAAGGUGCUAGCGGCGCGGGUGGUGUACGGCGUUUGAUUAACGGUCGCGAUUAUAUGGUUUUCCGCAAUCCGAACGGACAGAGCCAAUUGGUGCCGGUGCGUGCACCAUCGGCGGCGCUCUUUCAGUACACCUACACGGAGUAAAUGCUAAACUAUAUUUGGUGUGUAGUAGUAAAAUGUGCAGAUUUAUCAACUAAUUGGCAUUAAUGGAAGUAGAAAAAGUGUUGGUCGGAAUAGGUGUGUGGAGUAUGCCGGGUAUCCUCAUCAGCGUCCUCGCCUGAACACUUGGUGAAGAAUUUAUUUUUGUAAAUCAAAUUUUACAAAUUUAAAAAUUGUUACUCAUAUUAACGUAGUUGUUGUUUAUUUAGUUGGGACAUUUUAGUUUUUUAUUCUCCAAACUAUUAGAUUUAUACACCUACAAAUCACAUCUUUCUUUAUAACGUCGUAAUGAGCAAUAAAUUUUAGAAUAUAUUUGCACAAAAAAAA
Messenger RNA from Bactrocera oleae (olive fruit fly), 2640 nucleotides. RefSeq names its product Ionotropic receptor 76b (gene Ir76b). NCBI's taxonomy places the organism in Eukaryota, Metazoa, Arthropoda, Insecta, Diptera, Tephritidae. Gene Ontology annotation, cellular component: membrane. The record is from RefSeq and is a predicted model, not a curated record. Gene Ontology annotation, molecular function: signaling receptor activity; ligand-gated monoatomic ion channel activity. Gene Ontology annotation, biological process: monoatomic ion transport.